AGUUAUGACGUUUUUGUGUGUAACGAAAGACUUCUGUUUUAAAUGCAUGCUGUCCUCAGAUAAACUCUUUAGACUAUUAUAAGACACAUACUUAUUUUGUACUUUGCCAAAAUGACAGGGUGAUGUUGUUGCACAAGUACAGAAUUUCUGUUGUAAUACUAUGGUUAGUGUGUCCAUUUUUUUGAAUGAGUUUAGUUUAAGGUCGAUUCCAACUACAGACUGUUUCCACUCAAACGAAUAGCCUUGUUUGGUAAGAACAAGUAAUUUAUGAAGCACAUCAGUUAGGUAACUUGUAGUUGACUGACUGGAUUCAACAUAGAACUUCACGCAGAAGUGCAGCGGUCCGACUUGCCACACUCCGUGUAGCACGCAAAGGUGGAGAAAAAAAGAUUCAAAAGAACAAUAAUCAGAAAUGUACGGGAAAAAGAAUAUCAACAUGAAAAACAAUGGGGGUUUAGUGGAUAUGGAAGGUCACAAAGAGUGUAUGCAUCUGCUCCAUUAAGAACGAUUUCGAGCCGUAUCACCAGUUGUCUCCAGCCAUAUGUUCCUAGCAUCCCGAGGACCCCAACAAGGAAGCCAGUCUACACCUCCUUAUGUGGCUCAAACCAAGUAUCAGAAAUUUCAAUUUUCGGUUUGACCACCACGACUCUUUUCCAACCUGAUCCUAUGUCAGCUAGAUAGCUUAUCAUAUCUUUCUUAAUCCUGAACGGAUCGCUCGUCAGACAUUGGAAAUUAUUACUAAUAUAGCACAACAUCAGUUCGCUAAAUCUGAUCGUUAUAAAUUAUGCCGCACUUUGAUGUUCAUUUUGCAGCAUGAUUUCUUGUGUGAAGCAAUAUCUCAUUUUGGAGCUGCUUAUUUAAUAUGGGAUUUGUGGAAAUCAGAACACUUUCCAAAUGGUAAUAAUCCAUUUACAGAGUUUUUAGUUUCAUAUCUGCAGGAUGAAAUAAACUGUAAAUUACCACGAUCUGCAAUUUCAAUGUUCCAUACGGUUCUCCAUCAACCUGAUCAUAUUCGUGAUUUUCUAAAGUAUACUCCAUUACAGAUUUUUGAUUUACAGUGUCCCAAUAUUGAUACCAAGCUUAACUGGAAUAUACCUUCAUUUACCAACUCUCCGACUUCAUCUUCACGUGUUUCGAAGUUAGCCGCCUCUGGAUUAGCAUGUGUUGUCCCUGAUAAUGACGUGCCUAAUUCUUUUGAGCCUUCUUUUCAUUUACAUAAAGCUGGUACAGUUGAUUCAUCUAAUAUAGCAGACCUACAACGUCAAUGUUUGGACUCAUUAUUGGCUCGUGGUGAACCAUUGAGUUGUCGAAAUAAUAUAUAUCCCGAAUUUCUUCGUGUUGCUCCACCUUUAUUACCGUGUCCUCAAGGAAUCGAUAAGAUUUUAUAUGAUCUAGAUGAAGAGUUUGAAUCUCCUAUUCAUACAGACACUGGUACUAUUCCUGCGGACAAGAAAUCCUCAGCAAAGAAGUCUAGACCUACUUAUGGUUGGUGCGAAGAACUUAUCUGGCUUAAUCCUGAUAUUGUAGAGCAUGAUUUCCAUUGGAAUAGCAGUGUGGAGUUGGUCAAUAUGACAGUUGAGCUGCGUCAACUAAUCGCAACAGCAAUGGCAUCUACAUUAACUCAGUCACAACAACACACUAUUGUACAAGCGAUUAAAGAUAAUCCAAAUGUUAUUCAUAGCGUUGGGAUUACCGCGGAAAUUCUACCAAAUCUGGUUAAUCGUAAUCCAGUGAUUGCAAUUGAAGUUUUACAAUUACUAAUUACGUCAGCUAAACGAGAUGAGUACUUGAAUGCUUUACUUAAAAUGGAGGUCACUGUACAAUCAAUCGAAGUAGUGAAUAGAUUAUCUACAAAAAUAGUCUUACCUACAGAAUUCAUACAGAAUUACAUAUCAAAUUGUUUAGCAUUUUGUUAUUCAGUACAAGAUAGAUUCUAUCAAAUGCGUCAUGUACGGCUUGUAUGUGUACUUCUUCAAUCACUUAUCCGAAACAACAUAUUAGAUAUUCAUAAUCAAGAUAUUUUGAUUGAAGUAAGGACAUUUUGUGUAGAGUUUACAAAGGCACGGGAAGCGACUACACUUCAUAGAUUAAUAUUGAAUAUGGAGAAUGCUGCUACCACUACCGCCGCCGCCACCACCACCACAACAACAACAACGGUGUCUAGUAGCAAUUCCACUACCUCAAUCACUUCUACCAGUUCAGCAAGCCAAUCGGCUAAUACACAGCAACAAGAUACUUCUAAUUCAAAUACUGAGACUACCAUCUCUUGAUAAUCUAUUGAAAAUUGCUGUUUCUAAUUUCUUUUUACUAACAGUACAGUAUGUAAACUACAAGUUGUACAAAUUAUAUAUGCAAAUAUCAC
Molecule: messenger RNA, 2362 nt
Organism: Trichobilharzia szidati
Lineage: Eukaryota; Metazoa; Platyhelminthes; Trematoda; Strigeidida; Schistosomatidae
Source: the annotation of a GenBank genome assembly